Grosmannia clavigera kw1407 is the source of this 1011-nucleotide messenger RNA. RefSeq lists its product as uncharacterized. The transcript is spliced from 2 exons. Lineage: Eukaryota; Fungi; Ascomycota; Sordariomycetes; Ophiostomatales; Ophiostomataceae. The record is from RefSeq and is a predicted model, not a curated record. Bases 1 to 1011 code for a protein of 336 amino acids.
AUGGGCAGCCAGGCGGCCUCGCUUCAAUUCGGCGUCGAGAUUGAGCUCCUCCUGGGCAGCCGCAAAAAGGCGUACGGCUCAUGGAGCGCGCUGGCCAAGGACGUCAGCAAGCGUCUGCUCAAGGCCGGUAUCAACAACCACAUCAACGAGGGCGGCUCCCGUUCGGCCGAGAACUACAGCGAGUGGUCCAUCGUGCAGGAGGUCACCAUUCCCAGCCAGCCGGCAAACAAUCUCUGGGGCAUUGAGCUCGUCUCGCCCGUCUACCCAGCAGCCUGGUACUGGGCUGGCGACAUUGACGCCGUGUUUGCUGCGGUCCAUGGCGCCUUCAUGGUGGUUGCGUCGCCGCACUGCAGCACGCACGUGCAUGUGUCGGCCACUCCGGCACCGCUGUCGACGGUCGAGCUCGGUCUGCUGGCCAAGGCCGUGCUGUACUUUGAACCAGCCCUAGACGGGCUUGCGCCUACCGUGCGGCGCUCCUCGUCGACGUACUGGUGCCAGUCCAACCGCGUCAGUCAGGCCUUCCGGGACCAGCAGGGCCUCGACAGCUGUUUUUCCAUCAUCGACGCGGCGGUCGACUCUGCCGCUGUGGCCGGCGAGGUGUCUGCAACACGCGCCGUGGUCGAGGCCAUCAAUCUGUUCCCUGCUGGCUCGGCGUAUGGACGGGCACAUGGCAAGAAGCAUGACUUCGUGCGCGGAAAAGCAUUUAAAUGGGACUUCUCCGGCAUGUUGCCCAAGUCUGCUGGCUGUGGCACCGGCCUCGGCACCGUUGAGUUUCGCCAGCCGCCCGGAAGCACGGCGGCCGACGAGGCCUGCGCGUGGGUCACGCUGGCACUGACAUUCGUGGCCGGCGUCACGGCCGUGGGCGACUUUGGCGUGGACAACGUAGACGCCGGGGCCUCGCCGGCCGAGCUGUGGAACGUCCUGCACAGCGGCGCCGCUUUUAUCGGCUGGGAGGGACUGGGCACGCUCGAGCACCUGUUCGGGUCCAGCUCCAGCGACAGUGACAAUUAG